AUGUUUGCUGAUUUCAUUUUCCUCAUCCUUAGAAACAGAAAAAAAAUACUUUGCUUUAAUUAUUGUGGUCUGUCAUGUGACAAAUAUGUUUUAAAUUCCUUGGAGGAAUUGAUUUUGUCAUAACAAAUAACCGAUUCGAAAGUGUGACGAAAAAUGAACCAAUCAGUUACUGUGUACACGUUAAUCAUAGCCGUAUUAUUUGGAAUGGUACAGUCUAUUCGAGAACUGCCAUACAUUUCUGUGGACUCAAAACAAAGCGAUGAGGAGCAGUUUCAAUACAAAGUUGUAAUACCACCUGUACAAACAACAGAAGUAAACAGGUACAUUUGCUAUUCAAAAUCAUUAGAAGAGAUAGGCGAAAGUUAUAUAACAAAGUUGUUAACUGAGCCUGACCCAAUCGUUAAACCACAUCAUGUCGACGCCGGUCUAUGCCUAGAACCAUUACAUGAAGAUGCUUCAUGGGAUUGUCAAAGAGGACUAGCAUGUAAAGGUGAUGCUGUUGAGUUCAGUGUUACAGACAAUUUCCAGUCUGUCGAUAAACCUUUUUACGUUCUUCCAAAAGAUGUAUCAGCAAAGGUUGGUGGAAGUGGAAAGAAAUAUUUUUUAAUUGUCCAGAUGCAUAUCUACGAACCAUUAAUAGAACCUGCAUCGCCAGCUAAUAUAACAUUAACAUUCAAGAAAAGACCAACAAAGUAUAAUUACCAGAAGUUUUUACUCGGCAAUGAGGGUUUCGUUCCUGCAAAUAAACCAAAUGGUUUCUUCACACAUGUUGGUUGCGAAUGGAAAAGACCUACAGCGAUUGCCUUUCAUUAUUAUGUUCAUACACAUGUACAUGGUGUUUUCGCCGAAGGAUUUCUUAUUCGAAAUAAUACUUGGACAUACCUUGGUGGUCAGAAAACUAGAGAAAGACAUCAGGUAUGGUUUGAUGUCGUUAACGGACCAGUAGAAAUACGACCUGGUGAUAUUUUAGCUUCACGUUGUUUGUUUAUCAAUAAUGAAGGAAAAGAUAUUGAUCUUAAAUCAGAAGAUACCUGCAUAUUCCAGCUUAGUGUUGGAUAUGACAUACAAUACCAGGAGUAUUUUGCACGUCCACCGGGCUGUAUUUCGAAAUCACCUGAUUUUACCUUUUGUAGUAACGAAAAAACAGCUGCACUUUGUGAUAGUUAACUAGUUAUAUUCAUUGUUACAUAUGUACUGUUAUCUGUGAUUUAAUUGUAAUAAUGCUUGAAAUCACAUUAAGGUAUUCGUACAUUUACUUGACGCUGAUAUAUGAAUAAUUGAAACCUCAAUUUGGUACGCCAAUCUAACAUCAUCUUUUAAAUAGUGUUCUUCUCGUUAUGACAUCAACCUUUGGCGCCCUUUGCCAUGUGACCGGUUAAAAAAUUAGAGGAUUCCCAUAUUUGCAAUCUAGGUUUGUUUCAAUUUUGAGCAAUAAAACAUUGAAAAGUAU
Molecule: messenger RNA, 1450 nt
Organism: Mytilus trossulus (common blue mussel)
Lineage: Eukaryota; Metazoa; Mollusca; Bivalvia; Mytilida; Mytilidae
Product: peptidyl-glycine alpha-amidating monooxygenase B-like
Exons: 14
Coding region: 154-1167 (337 amino acids)
Molecular function (GO): copper ion binding; oxidoreductase activity, acting on paired donors, with incorporation or reduction of molecular oxygen, reduced ascorbate as one donor, and incorporation of one atom of oxygen
Source: RefSeq, a predicted model, not a curated record